Molecule: messenger RNA, 414 nt
Organism: Camelina sativa (false flax)
Lineage: Eukaryota; Viridiplantae; Streptophyta; Magnoliopsida; Brassicales; Brassicaceae
Source: RefSeq, a predicted model, not a curated record
GGCGAAAAGUGUAAGCGAUGCGGAGUCUACGAGCAAGGCAGCCUUGUUUCAGACAAAGAGUUCGAUGAAUGGGAACUUUGUCCCUCUGAUUUCUCUGCCAGCCAAAUCUAUAUGCAUUUUAAAGAAAAGGAGAUUAAUGCUACUUUUGUCUGCCACGGUUGCGCCCAGGUCGACUCCGUAUCUUCUAAAGCAACGACGGGUUCUAGUCCCCAAGAGGAAGGAAACAACGGGAUAACAGUCACGAUAGCGAUUGUAGCAGGGGUAUUGUGUGCAACUCUGGUUGUGGUUGGAGGCGUUUUUACGUUCAAGCAUGCUCAAAGGAUGAAGAAGCAGCGAGAUCAAGCUCGGUUUAUGCAACUAUUUGAGGAAAGUGAUGAACCUGAAGAUGAACUUGGACUUGAACCUGUGAUAUGA